GUAUAUUUUGUUGUUAUUAUAUUUAUCGAAAUUUUGUUAAGGAUGGAUCAUGAUUAUUCAAGACCCCCAAAUCAUGGUAAAAAUAUUAUGAGUACCACUACCAGCAUUGACGAGGGUUGGUCGGAAUAUGAUGAAGAGGACGAGGAUGAAUUAGAUACAUCCGAUGAAGAUUACAGAGGCGACGAUAGAAACGACGAUCCGCCCGACGAAACUAAUGAGGAAGACACUUUGCACCCAGAUGUUUCAAAGAAUCUACUUGACUGGCAUGAGGGUCGUCGAGUGGUUGAACUUGGUGUGCUAGCAGCACAGCUACAGAAAGGAUGCAAAAAAUGUGGGACUGUAUUACAUCUGUGUGAUUGUUUUCAAGAGAGGCAUUAUGGCCUUGGAAGUAUUUUGUACAUAAAGUGUACUAUAUGCAGUUUUAUUUCAAACAUCCCCACUGGAAAGUGGCAUGAAAAAAACAUUUGGGAUGUAUUACCAGCAGUGGAAUAG
This is a messenger RNA of Saccostrea cuccullata (small rock oyster), 492 nucleotides long. RefSeq lists its product as uncharacterized. The transcript has 4 exons. The record is from RefSeq and is a predicted model, not a curated record. Bases 43 to 492 code for a protein of 149 amino acids. Lineage: Eukaryota; Metazoa; Mollusca; Bivalvia; Ostreida; Ostreidae.